Molecule: messenger RNA, 1224 nt
Organism: Lethenteron reissneri (Far Eastern brook lamprey)
Lineage: Eukaryota; Metazoa; Chordata; Hyperoartia; Petromyzontiformes; Petromyzontidae
Product: uromodulin-like
Source: RefSeq, a predicted model, not a curated record
AUGGCGCCCCUAGCUCUUGCCCUGCUGUUCGCAGUUGCGUUUGCCACUGGCGCAAAUGCCCAAGACGCUUUGCCAGCGGCAAUAAAUGCAACCGCGAUCACCCUCCCCCUGGCUGCGGCUGCGACCGACUCUUCGACUGCCGCUUCCACCAUCACGUCCUCCCCAACCAUCGCCUCUGCCUCGUCCUCCACCGCGGUAGCCACGACCUCGGUGACUGCUACUGCCGAGGUCGCGAAGGCUAACCAGACCGCGGGACCAGCGCUGGACACGCAGCAAGUUUGUCUCCCUGGCUUGUGCCAGAACGGUGGUCUGUGUGGCGUGACUCCGCAAGGCUCUUACGUCUGCACCUGCUUCCAUGGCUACACGGGGCGCAACUGCUCAGAGGUGCUCCUCCGCGUGGACUGCGGGGCGAGCGAGGUGAGUGCGUCCCUGGAGAACGACUUUCUCGCGUGGCACAACAUCACGGCCACCACCGUGGUGCUGGCGCGUCACACUUCCCUGAACGCGGUGCCCAGCGAGGCUUGCCUGGCUCGCAAGAGCGUCUCCCAGGGCGUGAGCCACCUUCUCAUGAAGCAGACGCACGGUCGUGAGGAAUGCGGUGCCAAGAUGAUGGUGAACGACACCCACGUGAACAUCGCAUACCAGGUAGUGAUCGGGAACCGCUCUAACGUGAUCGAGAGGAUCUACUUCGUGCUGGACUUCUCCUGCGUGUAUCCCCUGGAGGAGCGCGUGGCUUCCGAUGUCGCCGUCACCAGCGCCCUCUUGACAUUCCUCCUCCCGGAGCGAGAUGGUGUCCUGCGGGUCGCCAUGUCUCUCUACAAGAGUGCCAACUUCUCCGCGGCUGACCAGUACGCGGUCUCGCCCAAGCUGAGCUCCUUCGAUCGGAUUUACGUGCGGGUCUUCCUGCACAUGCACUCCAAGGACAAGGAGACUGACGCCAAGGGGGACUUCAACCUCCUCCUCGUGAACUGCUGGUGCACGCCGAGCGACAACGCGUCUGACCCCAUCAACCACAAGCUCUUCAACGACGGAUGUCCCGCGGACCAGACCGCCGCUUUCCACAGCGUGAACGGCAAUGACAGCAGCGUGGACUUCAGCGUCCAAAUGUUGAAGUUCAUCGGCAUCCAGUACCAGCUGGUCUACGUCCACUGCUCUGUGCGGGUCUGCUUCAGCGUCAACAGCAGUCAGUGCGUCCCGAUGAACUUAAUUCUUGACGUGACAUAA